Manihot esculenta (cassava) is the source of this 1424-nucleotide messenger RNA. Its product is annotated as SEC12-like protein 1. The transcript has 10 exons. Lineage: Eukaryota; Viridiplantae; Streptophyta; Magnoliopsida; Malpighiales; Euphorbiaceae. Gene Ontology annotation, biological process: protein secretion. Gene Ontology annotation, molecular function: guanyl-nucleotide exchange factor activity; protein binding; GTPase activator activity. The record is from RefSeq and is a predicted model, not a curated record. Gene Ontology annotation, cellular component: endoplasmic reticulum membrane. The coding region runs from base 137 to 1312 and encodes 391 amino acids.
UAUUCAUGCUUCCAUGGUUUAUACCUCCUAUUUUUAGAUAACAAAAUAUCUUUCUUCUUCUUUUCUCACUUUCCACGACACGCGAAAGGCCAUAGAAUUCUUCUUGCUCCUUCCUUUUUCUCUUUCGCGGGAAUCGAUGGAGUCGGGCCGUGGGGUAAUUUCAUGCGGAUCGUGGAUUCGGAGACCCAAUAACGUUAAUCUGGUCGUCUUGGGUAAGUCAAGGACUCGCGAUUCUUCUUCGUCUUCGUCUUCUGUGCUCGAGUUCUUCUCCUUCGAUCCCGAUACUACGUCUCUCUCCCCCGCUCCCUUGGCUACAUAUGUGCUCGAAAAAACUGAAGGUGAUCCAGUAACAACUGCGGUUCAUCCUAGUGGAGAUUAUAUUGUGUGUUCUACAACAAAAGGUGGCUGCAAAUUGUUUGAGUUGCACAAUGAAGAAACAAAUUUAAAGGUGUUGUCCAAACAAUUACCUCCUUUACAAGAUGUUGGUCCACAAAAAUGCCUAGCCUUUAGUGUUGAUGGAUCCAGAUUUGUUACUGGUGGCAUGGACGGGCAUCUCAGAAUUUUGGAGUGGCCUAGCCAUCGUGUAAUUUUAGAUGAACCAAAAGCGCACAAAUUCUUCAGAGAUAUGGAUGUUAGCUUAGAUUCAGCAUUUUUAGUUUCAACAUCUUCUGAUGGUUCUGCGAGAAUAUGGAAUAUGCAAGAUGGUGGGCCUGUAACUAAUUUGUCCCGCAACUCGGAUGAGAAGAUUGAAUUAUGUCGAUUCUCUAAAGAUGGGACAAAACCAUUUUUAUUCUGCACUGUUCAGAGAGGUGAUAAAGCUGUUACUGCUGUUUAUGACAUAAGUACAUGGAAGAAAAUAGGAUAUAAGAGGCUGCUUAAGAAACCUGCUUGUGUAAUGUCUGUCAGCCUGGAUGGGAAAUAUCUUGCUCUAGGAAGCAAGGAUGGGGACAUUUGUGUAGCUGAAGUAAAGAAAAUGGAGAUUAGGCACUAUAGCAAGAGGCUGCACCUGGGUACAUGCAUUACAUCCCUGGAGUUCUGUCCCAAUCAGAGGGUUGUGUUAAGUACUUCCGAUGAAUGGGGGGCUGUGGUGACUAAGCUGACUGUUCCUGCAGAUUGGAAAGAGUGGCAGAUCUAUUUGUUGCUUGUGGGGCUAUUUUUGGCAUCUGCGGUUGCAUUUUACGUUUUCUUUCAGAAUUCUGAUUCAUUUUGGAACUUCCCUCUUGGGAAAGAUCAACCUGCAAGACCAAAGUUUGAUUCCAUUUUAGGAGAUGCACAGUCUUCUGAUGAUGUAUUUGGGCCUUUAGAUAUGUGAGCAUUUUUUUGAUAGACGAAAACUAGUCAAAGAUUUGUCAUUUUAUGUUAUAUAGUAAGGAAAGCAGGAAAUGAAAUGUGAUUGACCAAUCAAAUUAUUUAUUAUUCGCCAA